This is a messenger RNA of Paramecium tetraurelia, 579 nucleotides long. RefSeq lists its product as uncharacterized. The transcript has a single exon. Lineage: Eukaryota; Ciliophora; Oligohymenophorea; Peniculida; Parameciidae. The record is from RefSeq and is a predicted model, not a curated record.
AUGAGAUUGUGUUUUUCAUUGCUGCUAUGGUUUUUUAACUCCUUGUAUUUUCUGGAUUAGAUAUUCAGUCCCUCUUAUUGUCUCUCCCAGAUAAAAAGAUAAUAAACUCGCUUAACUUGUCAUUCAUACUUAAUGGCAUGUCUAUAUCUUUCCAAGGUCUUUCAAAGGCGAAUUGCUGUUGGUUCUCAAUAUCGGAAUUAUCUAAAAAGAAGACUAAUUGAAAUUAUACAGUUCUUUUGGAAAAUACUGUUAAAUUCCUUUUUUAACUUAUUUAGAAUCUCUCUUUUUGAUUUAAUAUAGAUAUCAAAAAUCAAAAUUAUAAAGCAUAAGAAAAUGAAAAUGAAAAUUGCCAUGAUCUCUAAGUAUAACCUUAUAAACAUUUUAGAUAUCUUUUUUAUUUAAUUAGAUAUUUGUCCAUAGUACUUUUAAGUAUUAUUUAGUUUUAUUCAAUUUAUCUAUCUAGCUGGAAAUUUGUAUCAAUUCCUGUUCAUAGAUAAUAUAAUUGACUAUAAAAUACAUAUCAAAAAUUACGGAACAUUAGAAACUUUACUUGAUAUUAAUUCACUUUUUAUUUUUUGA